AUGGGAUGUAAUAAUUCUUUAACACGUUCAUCUAAUAGUCGAGAACCUUAUCGUACAAUAACUUUAACUUUAUUACGUGUUUAUCCAAUAUUAUUUAUAUUUGUUGGUACAGCUGGUAAUUUACUUUCUGUAUAUGUUGUACUUCGUUCAAAACUUCGACGUCAUUCAACAUUUAUUUAUCUAGCAUUUUUAUCUAUUAUUGAUCUUAUUGUUUUAUAUACAUUUUGUGUUAAUUUUAUACUACAUGCAUGGUUUAAUAUUGAUUUACAACAAGUAUCAUUAAUAGCAUGUAAAAUAUUUUCUUUUUCAAUAUAUUUUUUUCCGCAAGCAAGUGCAUGGAUAUUAACAGCUGUAUCAAUCGAUCGCGUAUUUGCAUUAACUCGUGGUAUACGAAAAACACGCAAUAUACGAUUAACUUAUUCUAUAUUAUUAACAAUAUUUCUUAUACUUUUUUUUCUCAAUGUACAAUUUUUAUUCUAUAAUAAUACGUAUAAAUAUUCAACCGAGACAAAUAAUUUGUCAUCAACAACUAUUUUUUAUCAAAUCGUUGAUACCGAUAUGGAUAUUAAUGUUGUUCAAUGUUCAUCAGAAAAUAGUGAAAAAUAUAAAGAAUUCUAUAUAAAUAUUUGGGUUUAUAUUGAUGCUAUUGUUAAUGUUUAUCUACCAUUUAUGUUAAUGUUUUUAUGUUCAGCAAUAAUAUUUAUUAGUGUUUUACGAACUAUGGGUAAUGCAAAUAAUUCAAAUAAACGUUUAGUUGCAAGAAGUUUAAGUACAAUGCUUUUAUCAAUAAAUACAAUGUUUGUUUUAUUAACUGGUCCAAUUGUUUUAUAUUUAAUGUUUGAAAAACAAACUUCCUCAUCUGGAUCAUAUGAAUGUGAUAUUAAAGUUAAAGCUAGAUAUAAAAUGAUUAAAUUAUGUUUUAUUAUAUUAAUGAAUGCUAAUCAUACGGGCAAUAUACUUGUGUAUUGUUUAACUGGUACAGAAUUUCGUACACAAUUACUCUAUGUUAUUGGAACAAUAAAUAAAGAUAGUGCAUCACCAACAUCAAGAACAUCAAGUCGAAAACAUUAUUAUUGUAGUCCUCCAACUGUAAGACUUGCAAAAAUGAUUGAUAAUGUUGAUGAUAAUCAAUUAGUAACUAAAUAUUCACCGCGAAGUGAAAGAAAAUAUAUUAUUUUUAAAAAUAAACAACAGACACAAUCAACAACAACUGCGAGUAUUUAA
Messenger RNA from Adineta steineri, 1224 nucleotides. The record is from the annotation of a GenBank genome assembly. NCBI's taxonomy places the organism in Eukaryota, Metazoa, Rotifera, Eurotatoria, Adinetida, Adinetidae.